Messenger RNA from Sycon ciliatum, 1048 nucleotides. RefSeq names its product arf-GAP with dual PH domain-containing protein 1-like. Gene Ontology annotation, molecular function: phosphatidylinositol-3,4,5-trisphosphate binding; GTPase activator activity. NCBI's taxonomy places the organism in Eukaryota, Metazoa, Porifera, Calcarea, Leucosolenida, Sycettidae. The record is from RefSeq and is a predicted model, not a curated record. Gene Ontology annotation, biological process: regulation of GTPase activity. Gene Ontology annotation, cellular component: plasma membrane; cytoplasm; intracellular membrane-bounded organelle.
CACAGCUGUAGCGUAUCCCGUGCCGAUUUUGUCCGUUUUAUCUCUACUUUUAGCGGCUGCGCCCUGUGCUACGGCAUGCUGGCUUUGGAUUACUGAGUAUGCAUUGAAGGCAGUGUCAGUGAGAGUUGAUUACGAAGAGGACUUGAACUAAAUAAUUGAAGAAGAAUAGAAUGUACAUUGUCGCUGUUCCACAAUCACUCUUCAAACAUUGUUAGCGUUCAGUGUUUCGCACCUGUUCGGAGAGCAGCUAGCAAGGCCGCUGGCGGUCAGAAGUUCUGAACUCUCCGUGUUUUUUUAUCUACUAGUACCACUAGCGCACUGGCUCUUCUGCGAAGGACCAGCGACAACUGGAUACUGCAGUCGGCGCUUGAAGCGCGCAUUUACCCUGUGGCUUGUGUGUCCUUGGCUAGCUGGGAUUUGCUGACGAGCGUGAGGCGUAGUAUAAUAGUGCAUUGAGGAGCUGAGAAUUUGGCGAGUGCGAGUGCUGUUGUUGCCAAUCGGCGUCAUCCUCAGAGAAAUGAACGGCAGUCGUCGGAACGCCCAGGUUCUCGCUAAGCUGGACGACGUGCUGAAGAAGGCAGGGAACGAGAAAUGCGCCGAAUGCUUUGUGCCUGAUCCGGAGUGGGCCUCCACCAACCUGGGUGUAUUCCUCUGCAUACACUGUAGCGGUGUGCAUCGCAGACUAGGCGUACACAUCUCUCAGGUCAAGAGCCUCAAGCUGGAUGACAAGUCAUGGACGCAGGAAAUGGUUGAUAAUCUUGAGACGGUAGGGAACGUAGGAGCCAACGAGCACUGGGCUAAGCAUGUACCGUUAGCGUUCAAGCGACCCAGACCGGACGAAAGACCAGAUUCUGUACUUCGCGAGCAGUGGAUACGAGCAAAGUACGAGCGCAAAGAAUUCCUCUCGGAGAGCCACCCUGCCUAUCUUUGCGGAGCACGGAGCGGGCUGCUGUACAAGAAAGGCAAAGGUCGCAACGAGUGGAAGCCACGUUGGUUUGUCAUGAAUCAGAAGGAAGGAUCGCUAUCCUACUUCAAGUCAAGAAGUUCG